ACAUUACGGAUGGAGAAUCCAUACGAACAACCACAGAACGGCUGCAUUUUAUGUAACAUCACAGUGUACUUCAAGAAUGUUCAGGUCUGUCAUUAGACUACAGUACUUACUACCGUACUGAUUAGCAAAGAUGCAAUUGGGCAAUGUUUAUUUAUAAUAUGCUUAAUUUUCCUCCAAACUUCUUUCCAAUAGCUGCUGGCCCAGUUUAUAUCCCCCCCACAGGAAUAAUUUACGGCAGGCACGUAACAGGUGAGAACUUGGUCAGAUAAAAAAGCUAAACAUGUUCAUAUCACAUCAGAGGCGGUCAUGUCCUAUUAACAAGGUGUUUAUUCCUUUCCAGGUCUGUGGUAAGAAACAGGGUGAUUUCCAAAGCCAUAAAGAAAGCUAAUUCGAUGGGUAAGUCAUCAAAUCGCUCAUUUUAUUAUUGACUGGUCUUGGGACAGAAUAUCAUAUGAUCCAAUACUCUUGGGUCAGCAGCAUUAAGCCUUGAGGUUGCUCUGUGAUAGUUUCUCUUUGGAAACGUCAAUGCACCAUUUAUCACUACUGACCAGAGGGUAUUUGACAUUGUGUACUACAGACUUGUCUAUGGCUCAAAAUGACCUUGUUUUGAUCAUCUAGGCCUUUGUAUAAUAAAUACUAAUACUAUUUUCCUCCACAGGAUUCAUGUCUGUAACCCACAAGGACCCACAUUUUAUGAAAGAUCCAAACAUCUUCGACAUCCGGCACUUGGAAUAA
Molecule: messenger RNA, 735 nt
Organism: Coregonus sp. 'balchen'
Lineage: Eukaryota; Metazoa; Chordata; Actinopteri; Salmoniformes; Salmonidae
Source: the annotation of a GenBank genome assembly